AUGAUAAUUUGGAUGAAAAAAAAUUAUCAAUUUUCCAAAGACUCGAAAAUUAAAAUUCCUUCAUUUAUUGAAUCACUAUUUAACUUGCGACCUAAUGCAUUAACUAUUCCUGAUAAUUCAAAUUAUCAAAAAUAUAUUGAUUCUAUAACAGUCGCAGAUCUUAAUUCAGAAAUGAUUAAUCACACAAUUAAAACUAUUGUUAAAUCAGUGAUUUUAGAAUUUUUAAUCAAAUAUUUAAGAAAUAACAGACCUGAAAUUCCAGAAAGAUCAUACGGAUUAAGAGUUUUAGAUUAUUUCUUUACAGGACAUCCAUUUAUUGAAACAUAUACUUUCUUUUAUUGUAUAUUGUGGAUUAUUUCUGUAAUUAUGAACUUUUCAAUCAUGUGGAACGUUAAUUGUUUAGCUUUUGGAAUAAUUUUAAGACCUCUGUUAUCUAAUGGUGAAAAUAAGAAUGAAAAACUGAGAGAAUCAAAAUCUUUUAAAAUAAUUGUCAAAGAAUGGUUAAUUCUUUCGAUAUUCUACACGAAACCUUUAAUGUGUAAUCCAUAUUUUUCAACUAGUCCUCGAGAUUUUUGGUCAAAUCAGUGGCAACAACUAUAUUAUGAGGCUUUUCAAGAACUUGGUUACCUUCCAGUUCGAAAAUAUUUUAGAAAUAAUAAAACUCUUGGGCAUGUACUAGGAAUAUGCGCUGUUUAUUUGAUAAGUGGAUUGUUUCAUGAUUAUAUUGCAAUAGUGGUUUUUAAUCAUUUUUCGAUAGAUUUUAUAAUAUUUUUCUUGUUUCACGCUUUACUUUUAAUUUUAUGGGAGGUUAUUGAAGGUAGAAUUUUAGGAAGAAGAGGAGACAUCAAAGAUAGUUUUAUUAUCAGGAUUUUUAAAGUGGCAUUAUUUUUAUCAAUUGCGUCAUUUAGUUUGCCACAGUUUGCAGAAACUUACAUUAAGGGACAAUAUAUCCAUUCAUAUCUAGAUAUAAAUAAAUCUUUAGUUAAAUGGGCGGUUAGUUGA
Dentiscutata erythropus is the source of this 1002-nucleotide messenger RNA. The record is from the annotation of a GenBank genome assembly. Lineage: Eukaryota; Fungi; Glomeromycota; Glomeromycetes; Diversisporales; Gigasporaceae.